GCUAUUUCCCACUAUUCCACUCUCCCUCUUGUACAGAUCGCAGCGUGGCAACCGGCGGGUUCGAUUGCUUCUUCGUCACUCUCGCGGUUCACUCCUGAUACAAAAUGCCACUCAACCUUGGUGAUCCAUUUCCAAACUUCAAGUGCGAUACUACAGUCGGUACGAUUGACUUCCACGAAUGGCUCGGAAACUCAUGGGGCAUUCUGUUCUCUCACCCUGCUGAUUACACGCCAGUGUGCACCACUGAAUUGGCUAGGGCAGCGCAGUUGGCCGGCACCUUUGAGAAGAAAGGAGUGAAGCUCAUUGCUCUCUCGUGUGACAGCGUUGACAGUCACAAUGGCUGGAUUAAGGACAUUGAAGCCUUUGGGGAGCUUCCUGAUGGGCCUUUCCCAUACCCCAUCAUUGCAGACGAGAAGCGUGAGAUUGCAGUAAAACUUGGCAUGCUUGACCCCGUGGAGAAGGACAAGGCGGGACUCCCUCUCACCUGCCGGGCCGUAUUUAUCAUUGGCCCUGACAAGAAGAUGAAGCUUUCAAUGCUGUAUCCAGCUACCACUGGACGAAACUUUGACGAGGUACUCCGUGCCACGGACUCGUUGCUUGUUACUGAGACCAGGAAAGUUGCCACUCCAGCUGGCUGGAAGAAAGGGACACCAUGCAUGGUGCUGCCCAGUGUGACGGACGAAGAAAUCCCCAAGUUAUUUCCGACUGGAAUUAAAGAAAUUCCUGUGCCGUCUGGGAAGAAGUACCUGAGAACUACCAUGGACUGAUGUGGAAAACUGCAGUAUUUGUUUUUUCCCACUGCCCAACCUUUACAAGUUAUUCCAUGCUAGCUGCAUUGCUGUUCUUUAUACUCUCGUUAACCGCAACAAUAAAGGGGAUACCAGGGUACCAUUUAA
Ornithodoros turicata is the source of this 896-nucleotide messenger RNA. RefSeq names its product peroxiredoxin-6-like. Gene Ontology annotation, cellular component: mitochondrion; cytosol. The transcript has 6 exons. Lineage: Eukaryota; Metazoa; Arthropoda; Arachnida; Ixodida; Argasidae. The record is from RefSeq and is a predicted model, not a curated record. Gene Ontology annotation, biological process: cell redox homeostasis; cellular oxidant detoxification. Bases 105 to 767 code for a protein of 220 amino acids. Gene Ontology annotation, molecular function: peroxiredoxin activity.